Molecule: messenger RNA, 1293 nt
Organism: Penicillium longicatenatum
Lineage: Eukaryota; Fungi; Ascomycota; Eurotiomycetes; Eurotiales; Aspergillaceae
Product: FAD-dependent oxidoreductase
Exons: 2
Coding region: 1-1293 (430 amino acids)
Molecular function (GO): FAD binding; monooxygenase activity
Source: RefSeq, a predicted model, not a curated record
AUGACUGAGAAGACCCGCAAGGCAAUCAUAAUGGGUGCCGGACCCGCCGGCCUCGCAGCAGCCCUACGCCUUCAACAACAAACAAACAUUACCUGCACAAUCUACGAGCUGCGGCCCCAACCCACCACACUCGGUGGCGCAAUUGGAAUCCAGCCCAACGGCUUACGCCUUCUAAGCAGACUGGGCGUCUAUGAUGCAUUUGCAGCCCACGGAUAUAGCGGCACAGACUUGACGUUGCACUCACUUCAGGGCCAUGAUGUCGGUUCCGUAGAUAUGGUAGGCUGGGCACGUGAGAAGACGGGCUUCGGGUACCUACGUAUCAAACGAACCGAUAUCGUGGAGAUACUGAAGAAGGAGGUGGAAAGAGCCGGUAUCAACAUCCAUUUUGGGAAAAGAUUGGUCAAGACCGAGAAUUUUGAAGAGGCAGGUGGAUCGGGAUCGAAAGCUGGGGUGAGGGUAACGUUUGAAGAUGGAAGUGUCGAUGAGGCUGAUAUAUUGCUUGGGUGCGAUGGGAUUCACUCGUUCGUUCGACGCUCCUACGUCGACCCGAAACAUGAGCCUGUCUACUCUGGUCUCUCGGGGCUCGGGGCUCUUAUUCCCAGUUCUGCUUUGUCGUCCAAGUCUACGGAGCUGAUUAAUGGGCUUGAGGGCACGCUAACGGAGGAGGGGAUGUUGGCGGUGAAUCCUUGUUUGCCGGGUAAGGAAGAGAUAUUUAUGUUUUUCUCAAAGUGGCUUCCGCUUCCCGAGUCUGGGGAUAGUCGGGAUGGGUGGGAGAUACAUGGGAAGGAGGAGGUGGAUGGGUUCAAGGAGCAGCUUCUCAGUACACUUGAACAUGCACAGGGAGACUGGGCCAAUGCGCUUCGAGAGUUGACGCACGCUACCUCUGCUGUGAACUUUUAUCCUGUUUAUCGGCUGCCGCUCGGCGGACGCUGGUCAAGGGGACGUUGCGUGCUUGUGGGUGAUGCUGCUCAUGCUAUGUCGCCGCAUGCUGGGCAGGGUGUUUCCAUGGCAUUGGAGGAUGUGUUUUUGCUUGCGCGGUUACUUGCGGAUCCGGAGAGAUCUAUCGAGGAGGUUUUUGAGAAGUAUGAUCACAUUCGACGACCUAGGGUGAACGAGAUCUUCCAAAUGGCUGCGGACAACGCGGAGAUGAGGAAGAAGAGCACGCCGACAGGUUUGUGGUUGAAGGAGCUGAAGUUCCAUACAAUGAUGAAUAUUGCCUGGGCUUUUGGUCUGGACAAGAAGGGGAUGAAGCAAAGACAUUUGGUGUAUGAUAUUGAUGAGGCGGAGCUGUGA